Pan troglodytes (chimpanzee) is the source of this 12183-nucleotide messenger RNA. It is a transcript of the gene PKD1L1, whose product is annotated as polycystin 1 like 1, transient receptor potential channel interacting. Lineage: Eukaryota; Metazoa; Chordata; Mammalia; Primates; Hominidae. The record is from RefSeq and is a predicted model, not a curated record. Gene Ontology annotation, biological process: calcium ion transport. The coding region runs from base 130 to 8691 and encodes 2853 amino acids. The transcript is spliced from 59 exons. Gene Ontology annotation, cellular component: plasma membrane. Gene Ontology annotation, molecular function: protein binding; monoatomic cation channel activity.
AGUGCAUCGGAUCUGUCGUUCUGGAAAGAAGACCCUUCUAUUUAGAGUAGAAACAAACGAAACUUCUAAGAGGAUGUAGGAAGAAGCUGGUCUGCUGACUGUGAUACUUGUGACCAGCUUGCACAGGACAUGGCCGAGGAGGCAGCCCAGAACAUUUCUGAUGACCAGGAAAGGUGUCUCCAGGCUGCCUGCUGCCUUUCCUUUGGUGGUGAGCUGUCUGUGAGCACUGACAAGAGCUGGGGUCUUCAUCUGUGCAGCUGUAGCCCUCCUGGAGGUGGAUUGUGGGUCGAGGUCUAUGCUAAUCAUGUGCUUCUUAUGAGUGAUGGAAAGUGUGGCUGUCCUUGGUGUGCUCUGAAUGGAAAGGCAGAAGACCGGGAAUCACAGAGCCCAUCCUCAUCAGCUUCCAGGCAGAAGAACAUUUGGAAAACAACUAGUGAAGCAGCGUUAAGUGUUGUUAAUGAAAAAACACAGGCGCCUCUGGAUUGUGAUAACAGUGCUGAUAGAAUUCCCCACAAACCUUUCAUUAUAAUCGCAAGGGCCUGGAGCAGUGGUGGCCCCAGGUUCUAUCACAGGCAGCUGUGUGCUACUGGGACCGCAGACAGCAUAUUCUCUGGUCUUCUCCAGCUCCAGGGCACCACUUCUGCAGCAGCUCCCUGCAGCCUGAAGAUGGAGGCUUCCUGCUAUGUCCUGAGACUGCUGUGCUGUGCGGAGGAUGUGGCCACGGGGCUGCUUCCUGGGACUGUCACAAUGGAGACCCCCACCAAGGUGGCCAGACCCACUCAGACCAGCUCCCAGCGAGUGCCCCUGUGGCCGAUUUCACAUUUUCCUACUUCUCCCAAAAGCUCCCACGGCCUUCCGCCGGGCAUUCCUCGCACCCCCAGCUUCACCGCAUCGCAGUCUGGUUCUGAGAUCCUCUAUCCCCCUACUCAGCAUCCUCCUGUGGCCAUCCUAGCUCGAAAUUCUGAUAACUCCAUGAACCCUGUUCUCGAUUGCUCCCUGGAAAUGGAAGCUCGGGCACCUCCAAAUCUGGGAUUCCGUGUUCAUAUGGCUUCUGGAGAGGCUCUCUGUCUGAUGAUGGAUUUUGGGGACAGUUCUGGGGUUGAAAUGAGGCUACACAACAUGUCUGAGGCAAUGGUGGUAACUGCCUACCACCAGUACUCAAAAGGUAAUUUUUUUCAUCUUUUACAUUUUCAGUUGGAUAUGUCCACCUACAAAGAAGCAGAGACACAAAAUACAACUUUAAAUGUUUACUUGUGCCAAAGUGAAAACAGCUGCCUGGAAGACUCAGACCCCAGUAACCUUGGAUAUGAGCUUAUUUCUGCCUUUGUCACCAAAGGAGUCUAUAUGCUCAAGGCUGUUAUUUAUAAUGAGUUUCAUGGAACCGAAGUGGAGCUUGGGCCUUAUUAUGUGGAGAUUGGCCAUGAGGCCGUGUCUGCGUUCAUGAACUCCAGCAGUGUCCAUGAAGAUGAAGUGCUUGUCUUUGCUGACUCCCAAGUGCAUCAGAAAAGCACUGUGGUUAUACAUCACUUUCCAUCUAUUCCUUCAUAUAACGUGUCCUUUAUUUCUCAGACUCAAGUGGGUGACAGCCAGGCUUGGCACAGCAUGACUGUCUGGUAUAAGAUGCAAUCCGUCUCUGUCUACACAAAUGGAACUGUGUUUGCCACAGACACAGACAUUAUAUUUACAGCUGUUACCAAGGAAACAAUACCCCUGGAAUUUGAGUGGUAUUUUGGAGAGGAUCCACCAGUGAGGACAACUUCAAGAAGCAUUAAAAAAAGACUCAGCAUCCCCCAAUGGUAUCGUGUGACGGUUAAGGCUUCCAACAGGAUCAGCAGUGUGGUCUCUGAGCCCCACAUCAUCAGGGUGCAGAAGAAAAUUGUGGCCAAUCGGCUCACGUCCCCCUCCUCAGCUCUGGUAAAUGCCAGUGUGGCCUUUGAGUGCUGGAUCAACUUCGGCACAGAUGUUGCCUACCUGUGGGACUUUGGGGACGGCACCAUCAGCCUGGGGAGCAGCUCCAGCAGCCAUGUCUACAGUAGGGAAGGAGAAUUUACAGUGGAGGUCCUUGCCUUCAAUAAUGUCAGUGCCUCCACUCUAAGACAGCAACUUUUCAUUGUGUGCAAGCCCUGCCAGCCACCCCUGGUGAAGAACAUGGGGCCUGGGAAAGUCCAGAUAUGGAGGUCUCAGCCUGUGAGGCUGGGUGUGACGUUUGAAGCUGCAGUCUUCUGUGAUAUUUCCCAAGGUCUUUCUUACACCUGGAACUUGAUGGACUCUGAAGGGCUCCCUGUCUCCCUCCCUGCUGCUGUGGACACUCGCAGACAGACCCUCAUCCUCCCGAGCCACACCUUGGAGUAUGGGAACUACACUGCCCUUGCCAAGGUUCAGAUUGAAGGCAGUGUGGUGUACAGCAACUACUGUGUGGGCCUGGAGGUGCGAGCCCAGGCCCCUGUCAGUGUGAUCUCCGAGGGCACACACCUAUUCUUCUCCAGGACCACCUCAUCCCGCAUUGUCCUCAGAGGGACCCAGUCCUUCGACCCUGACAACCCUGGGGCGACUCUCAGGUAUCACUGGGAAUGCGCCACCGCUGGCUCCCCAGCACAUCCCUGCUUCGACUCCUCCACUGGACACCAAGUGGACGCCGCGGCUCCCACUGUUUCCUUUGAGGCACAAUGGCUCAGUGACAGCUAUGAUCAGUUCCUUGUGAUGCUGAGGGUCUCCAGUGGUGGCCGGAACUCUUCUGAGGCCCGGGUGUUCCUGUCCCCCUACCCUGACUCGGCAUUCAGAUUCGUCCACAUCUCCUGGGUCAGCUUUAAAGACACCUUCGUCAACUGGAAUGACGAACUCUCUCUUCAAGCUAUGUGUGAGGACUGCAGUGAAAUACCGAAUCUGUCUUAUUCCUGGGAUCUCUUUUUAGUCAAUGCAACAGAAAAGAAUAGGAUAGAAGUUCCCUUCUGCAGAGUAGUGGGGCUGCUUGGCUCGCUGGGACUUGGUGCCAUUUCAGAGUCAUCACAGUUAAACCUGCUGCCCACUGAGCCUGGCACUGCAGAUCCUGAUGCAACGACCACACCAUUCUCACAGGAACCUUCACCCGUGACCCUUGGCCAACCUGCCCCUUCAGCUCCAAGGGGAACCCCCACAGAGCCCAUGACUGGAGUCUACUGGAUUCCUCCUGCGGGGGACUCUGCAGUCCUGGGGGAGGCUCCAGAGGAAGGUUCACUAGACCUAGAGCCAGGGCCACAGAGCAAGGGAUCCCUGAUGACUGGCCCCUCUGAGAGAAGUCAGCCCACCCACAGCCCUGACCCUCACCUCUCUGAUUUUGAAGCCUAUUACAGUGAUAUUCAAGAAGCAAUACCAUCGGGAGGAAGACAGCCAGCAAAGGACACCAGCUUUCCAGGAUCAGGACCUAGCUUGAGUGCCGAGGAGAGCCCUGGAGAUGGGGAUAACCUGCUGGACCCCUCCCUGUCUGCAGGCAGAGCCGAGCCUGUCCUCAUGAUUGACUGGCCCAAGGCCCUGCUGGGUCGAGCAGUUUUCCAAGGCUAUUCAUCCUCAGGUAUUACAGAACAGACAGUGACAAUCAAGCCAUACUCUCUGAGCAGUGGAGAGACGUAUGUCCUGCAAGUGUCUGUGGCUUCGAAGCAUGGCUUACUGGGUAAAGCUCAGCUGUACUUGACAGUCAACCCGGCUCCACGGGACAUGGCCUGUCAGGUGCAGCCCCACCAUGGUCUGGAAGCACACACCGUCUUCAGUGUCUUCUGCAUGUCUGGAAAACCGGACUUCCAUUAUGAAUUUAGUUACCAGAUAGGAAACACCUCCAAACACACUUUGUACCAUGGGAGAGACACCCAGUAUUAUUUUGUGUUGCCAGCUGGUGAGCACUUGGACAAUUACAAAGUCAUGGUUUCCACUGAAAUCACAGAUGGCGAAGGCUCCAAGGUCCAGCCGUGCACUGUGGUGGUGACUGUGCUGCCCCGCUACCAUGGAAAUGACUGUCUGGGCGAGGACCUGUAUAAUUCCAGCCUGAAAAACCUUUCUACCCUCCAGCUGAUGGGGAGUUACACAGAAAUCAGGAACUACAUCACUGUGAUCACCAGAAUCCUGAGUCGUUUGUCUAAGGAGGACAAAACUGCCUCCUGCAACCAAUGGUCACGAAUACAGGAUGCAUUAAUUUCUUCAGUAUGCAAAUUGGCUUUUGUAGAUCAGGAAGAAAUGAUUGGUUCUGUUCUUAUGUUGAGGGACCUCGUGAGCUUCUCUAAUAAGCUAGGCUUUAUGAGUGCGGUUCUCAUCCUCAAGUACACCCGGGCACUCCUUGCUCAAGGCCAGUUCUCGGGGCCAUUUGUGGUUGACAAAGGAGUGAGGCUUGAGCUCAUCGGUCUCAUAUCCAGAGUCUGGGAAGUCUCUGAGCAAGAAAACUCGAAGGAGGAAGUCUAUCUACAUGAAGAAGGAAUUACAGUCAUCUCAGAUUUAUUGUUGGGUUGUCUCUCUUUGAACCAUGUUAGCACUGGGCAGAUGGAGUUCCGGACCCUUCUUCAUUACAACCUUCAGAGCUCUGUCCAGAGCCUGGGAUCUGUCCAGGUGCAUUUACCUGGUGACCUUGCUGGGCACAAUCCUGCUGGGGCAGAGACACAGAGCCCAUGCUACAUUAGCCAGCUCAUACUCUUCAAGAAGAACCCAUAUCCAGGGAGCCAAGCUCCUGGGCAGAUUGGUGGAGUUGUGGGCCUCAACCUCUAUACCUGCUCCAGCAGAAGACCCAUCAACAGGCAAUGGCUAAGGAAACCCGUGAUGGUCGAGUUUGGGGAGGAGGAUGGCCUGGAUAAUAGGAGAAAUAAAACGACAUUUGUAUUACUUCGGGAUGAAGUGAAUCUCCAUCAGUUCACUGAGCUUUCUGAAAACCCCCAGGAAUCUCUACGGAUAGAAAUUGAAUUUUCCAAACCUGUUACAAGGGCAUUUCCCGUCAUGUUGCUAGUAAGAUUCUCUGAGAAACCUACUCCCUCUGAUUUUCUUGUGAAGCAGAUCUACUUCUGGGAUGAGUCAAUUGUGCAGAUUUAUAUACCUGCUGCUUCUCAGAAAGAUGCCAGUGUAGGCUAUUUAUCCUUAUUGGAUGCUGACUAUGACAGAAAACCUCCAAAGAGAUAUUUAGCUAAGGCAGUGAACUAUACAGUACAUUUCCAGUGGAUCCGAUGCCUGUUUUGGGACAAGAGAGAGUGGAAAUCUGAACGUUUCUCUCCACAACCAGGGACUUCUCCUGAAAAAGUGAACUGCAGCUACCAUCGCCUCGCGGCAUUCGCUCUCCUAAGGAGAAAGCUGAAGGCCAGUUUUGAAGUGAGUGACAUUUCCAAGCUACAGAGCCACCCAGAAAACUUGCUUCCCAGUAUUUUUAUUAUGGGUUCUGUGAUUCUUUAUGGAUUUUUGGUCGCUAAAAGUAGACAAGUAGAUCAUCAUGAAAAAAAGAAAGCUGGUUACAUCUUUCUACAAGAAGCUUCCCUGCCGGGCCAUCAGCUAUAUGCGGUCGUCAUUGACACUGGCUUCCGAGCUCCGGCCAGGUUGACCUCAAAGGUGUACAUUGUUUUAUGUGGCGACAAUGGACUGUCAGAAACCAAGGAGCUCUCCUGUCCAGAGAAGCCCCUGUUUGAAAGGAAUUCCAGACACACCUUUAUCCUGAGCGCUCCUGCCCAGCUGGGCCUGCUAAGGAAGAUCCGCCUCUGGCACGACAGCCGUGGGCCUUCCCCAGGCUGGUUCAUCAGCCACGUGAUGGUGAAGGAGCUGCACACGGGACAGGCCUGGUUCUUCCCUGCCCAGUGCUGGCUGUCUGCCGGCAGGCAUGAUGGUCGCGUGGAGCGGGAGCUCACCUGUCUGCAAGGGGGACUCGGCUUCCGGAAGCUUUUCUAUUGCAAGUUCACAGAGUACCUGGAGGAUUUCCAUGUCUGGCUGUCGGUGUACAGCAGGCCCUCCUCCAGCCGCUACCUGCACACGCCGCGCCUCACCGUGUCCUUCUCCCUGCUGUGCGUCUAUGCGUGUCUCACUGCCCUGGUCGCUGCUGGAGGGCAAGAGCAGCCCCAGUUGGAUGUCAGCCCCACCCUUGGAUCCUUCAGGGUGGGUCUCCUGUGUACCCUCCUGGCUUCUCCAGGGGCCCAGCUCUUGUCCCUGCUCUUCAGGCUCAGCAAGGAGGCCCCGGGGUCUGCCCGAGUGGAGCCACACAGCCCACUUAGAGGAGGAGCACAGACCGAGGCACCCCAUGGUCCUAAUUCCUGGGGAAGGAUACCAGACGCACAGGAGCCAUGCAAGCAACCCGCAUCAGCCAUUCUCUCUGGGAGUGGCAGGGCCCAAAGGAAGGCUGCAAGUGACAGUGGCACAGCUUGUCCAGCCCCUAAGCUGCAGGUUCAUGGGGCUGACCACAGCAGGACUUCUCUGAUGGGGAAAAGCCACUGCUGCCCUCCCCACACUCAAGCACCCAGCAGUGGUUUGGAGGGACUAAUGCCCCAGUGGUCAAGGGCCCUUCAGCCUUGGUGGAGCUCUGCAGUGUGGGCCAUUUGUGGGACCGCUUCUUUGGCCUGCAGUUUGGGGACAGGAUUUCUAGCCUACAGGUUUGGCCAGGAGCAAUGUGUGCAGUGGCUGCACCUGCUGUCCCUCUCCGUGGUCUGCUGUAUUUUCAUCACCCAGCCACUUAUGGUAUGCCUCAUGGCCUUGGGUUUUGCUUGGAAAAGAAGAGCUGACAACCAAUUUUUUACUGAGUCUUUAUGUGAGGCUACCAGGGAUCUGGACUCUGAAUUGGCAGAACGUUCCUGGACUCGCCUCCCCUUCUCUUCAAGCUGCAGUAUUCCUGACUGUGCAGGCGAGGUUGAAAAAGUCUUGGCUGCCCGACAACAAGCUCGCCACCUGCGCUGGGCGCAUCCACCAUCCAAGGCCCAGCUGAGGGGCACCAGACAGAGGAUGAGGAGAGAGAGUCGCACACGGGCUGCCCUGAGAGACAUUUCCAUGGACAUCCUCAUGCUGCUUCUGCUUUUGUGUGUAAUAUAUGGGAGAUUUUCCCAAGAUGAAUACUCCCUCAAUCAAGCUAUCCAGAAAGAAUUUACAAGAAAUGCCAGAAACUCCUUGGGUGGCCUGAGAAACAUCGCUGACUGGUGGGACUGGAGUCUCACCACACUUCUGGAUGGCCUGUACCCAGGAGGCACCCCGUCAGCCCGUGUGCCGGGGGCUCAGCCUGGAGCUCUUGGAGGAAAAUGCUACCUAAUAGGCAGUUCCGUAAUUAGGCAGCUAAAAGUUUUUCCUAGGCAUUUAUGCAAGCCUCCCAGGCCAUUUGCAGCACUCAUCGAAGACUCUAUUCCUACAUGUAGUCCCGAAGUUGGAGGCCCUGAGGACCCCUACCUGAUAGACCCAGAGAACCAAAACAUGACCCUGAAUGGUCCCGGGGGCUGUGGGGCAAGGGAGGACUGUGUGCUCAGCCUGGGCAGAACAAGGACUGAAGCCCACACGGCCCUGUCCCGACUCAGGGCCAGCAUGUGGAUUGACCGCAGCACCAGGGCUGUGUCUGUGCACUUCACUCUCUAUAACCCUCCAACCCAACUCUUCACCAGCGUGUCCCUGAGAGUGGAGAUCCUCCCUACGGGGAGUCUCGUCCCCUCAUCCCUGGUGGAGUCAUUCAGCAUCUUCCGCAGCGACUCAGCCCUGCAGUACCACCUCAUGCUUCCCCAGCUGGUCUUCCUGGCACUCAGCCUGAUCCACCUCUGUGUUCAACUCUACCGUAUGAUGGACAAGGGCGUCCUCAGCUACUGGCGAAAGCCAAGGAACUGGCUGGAGCUCUCCGUGGUUGGAGUGAGCCUCACCUACUAUGCAGUUUCCGGCCACCUUGUUACUCUUGCUGGAGAUGUCACUGACCAGUUUCACAGAGGACUUUGCCGAGCAUUUAUGGACCUCACCCUUAUGGCAUCAUGGAAUCAGAGGGCUCGAUGGCUCCGGGGAAUCCUCUUAUUCCUCUUCACAUUAAAAUGCGUCUAUCUUCCUGGCAUUCAAAACACAAUGGCAUCCUGCUCCUCCAUGAUGCGCCACUCACUCCCCAGCAUCUUUGUAGCAGGGCUGGUGGGGGCCCUGAUGCUGGCCGCCCUCUCCCACCUGUACCGAUUUCUGCUCUCUAUGUGGGUUCUACCAUCUGGCACCUUCACAGACGCCUUCCCCGGGCUGCUGUUUCAUUUUCCCAGAAGAAGCCAAAAAGACUGCCUCCUUGGCUUUUCCAAGUCUGACCAGCGGGCCAUGGCUUGUUACUUUGGGAUCCUUUUAAUAGUCUCUGCCACACUGUGUUUUGGAAUGCUGAGAGGUUUUCUCAUGACUUUACCCCAAAAAAGAAAAUCUUUUCAAAGUAAAUCUUUUGUGAGACUUAAAGACAUCACUGCUUAUAUGUGGGAAAACGUCCUCACCUUUCUGAGACUGGAAACACCAAAGUUGGAAGAGGCUGAGAUGGUUGAGAAUCACAAUUACUACUUGGAUGAAUUUGCAAAUCUGUUAGACGAACUUCUGAUGAAGAUUAAUGGUUUGUCCGACAGCCUACAACUCCCCCUUCUGGAAAAAACAUCCAACAACACAGGGGAGGCAAGGACAGAAGAGAGUCCCUUAGUGGACAUUUCUAGUUACCAAGCUGCUGAGGAAAACACAACGCUUUCUGGACUAUCACUUUAUGAGCCAGCAGACGUCAAGGACUUCUGAGGAGCCUGGUACCUUGCAUAGGCACUACGGACCCUGUUUUGCUUAACCCACCCAACAGCCAAUUUUAGCAGACAUCCUAGUUUUGCAGGUGAGAAGAACUGAGGUACGAAGAAGUUUUGUUAAUUUUUCCAGUUCACGUAACAAGUAAAUGGGAAACCAGGAUGAAAAUCAAGGUUUAUCUGUCAUCAGACUGUUACUCAUAAUCACCAUUCAGAGAGUUCAGAUGUGGGACAAGAUUCUAACUCCAGCCUUCUCCCAAAUGGUUAAUUUGCCAGUUGCCCUAGAGUUACACAUUGUCUUAUUUGUUUGUUUUACUGAAUCUGUCUGAGUAUUAAAAGCCUUGUAUCUUGUGAAAUUUCUUUCAGGUCUCAUAAAAGCAAUGAAAGAGACCAGGAUAACAUUCUAAUAUUUAAAUAAGAUUUUUGAAGUAAAAUCCUUAUUUUGUAAAUUUAACAAUUGAAUCUUGCUAGAUUAAUAACGCAUCUUUCCUGAUUUACUAAUUCAAUAUAAAAUGGUUAUUCAAACUGAACUUCGAAGUUAUCUGGGCUGCUGUUUUUGAAUCCAUUUAAAAACCUACGUGCUCAGAUCAGAAUUUGCUAAGGAGAUUAUUAAGUCUGGAGUGCAUGCUAUGUUUUUGGAUUCUAAAUAGUUUCAAUAUGCCUGGUUUGGCAUGCAUAUCAGUGACAGUGGGUAGAAGUGGAUGGAUGGGAUGGAGGUGCCUCCAGUGUCAUGGAAACACACCGUGCUGUGGCCUCCCCGAGGGCCUGGGGCUGCACACUGGGAAAGGACAGGGGUAGGGCGUCUGGCAAGCAGACCUGGGAAAGAUUUUUAGUGUAAUCAUUCGUUAUGUAGAAACUGAGCAAGGGGCAUGGCCAUCUUAAUCUACAAUUACCUCAUGGGCAAAAUGGGAGUAUAAUGGAACCUGCCUCAAAGAGUUUGUGUAAAGCAUGUAGCACAGUGCCUGAUGACAUAUGGCAUCUCUGUGUCAUUGAUUUGACCGAAGCUAAUACGAAUUCUCUGUGUGCGUUUAUGUAUUUGAGAAUGUACAGGUCUCCUCAGGGAGUAAAUUGUAUGAUUGGCAGGCUUUGCCUCAUUUCCACAUUGGUGGACAGUGAGAGCGCAUCCAAACUGGAGACCUCUGCAUAAGCCAGUGCUGGCAGGUGGUUGGGUGGUUUGGAGAAGACUCUUCCCUUCCCCAGUGAAGUAAUAAGGCAUCACAACGUACAUCUUCAUCCAGUUGUAUCUUGUUUCAUUCCAUCAGCUAUGCUUUGACAGACUCUUUUCAUGGAUUUUUUCAUUCCAAAUACUUUCAUGGAGCACUCACCAUGUUCAAGAGCUUUGAAAAAUACAAAGAAAGCAAGACCCAUGCCCCUUUUACAGGCAGCUGUUUUAAGAGGGGAAGCAGUAAGUCCAGCAGUGAGUUCUGUAUAGGGAGGUAGAACGAAUCCCAACAGAGGUGACACUGGCGGGCUGCUGCCUUUCCCAUAGCACACAGAACGCAGGUUAGCAGGGUUAAGCAUGCCCGAGGAGCUUCAAGAGUGGCUCUUCUCACAUGCUCUGGGUGGUCUGGAUGAGGAGGUGAUGUAUCAUGGAGAUCAGACAGUCUUAAAAUGAGGCUGCGUUGCAGAAUGAGCCACUGUGAAAACCUUUGGGAUAACUUUCACUUCUGCAUACCUUAGGCCCACAAUGGUGAUGGUAAUGAACAUGGUGACAGCAUCACAUAUAGGAGGUUACCUGAGCAAGGCACCCUGCUAGACUGCAGUAUCAAGUUACCACAAACUUAGUGUUUAAAACAACACUAAUGUGUCAUCUUACAGUUCUGGAGGCCAGAAGUCUGAAUGAGUCUCACUGAACAAAAAUCAAGCUGCCAUGAGGGCAAUGUUCCUUCUGAAAGCUCUAGGGCAGAGUCCAUUUCUUUGCAUUUUCUUGCCUCCAGAAGCCACCUGCAAUUCUUGGCUCAUGGCCCCUUCCUCCAUCUUCAAGGCCAGCAAUGGUAGGUUGAGUCCUUCUCACAUCCCAUCACUCUGACACCAACUCUUGCCUCCUGCCUCCACUAAUAAGGACCCUUGUGGUUACAUUGGGCCUGCUGGAUAAUCUAGGAUAAUCUCUCAUCUUAAGGUGGCUGACGAGCAGCCUUAAUUCCAUCUGCAGCCUUAUCCCCUUUGUUAUGUAGGAAACAUAAGUGCCAAGGGUCAGGCUGUGGAGGUCUGGGAGGAGCAAUUGUCCUGCCUCCCACAGAAGCCUCCCUCUUUUACAGAGCUCUUCGGGACACAGCUUUUACUAACCCCACUUCACAGGAAACAGAGGCUAGAGAGGGCAAGUGGCUGCUGUGGAAAGGGAAAUGCCGUUAUGUGCCAGUGCAUCUUCUAAGGGCUACUGCUUCAGCUCAUUCACUCUUCACCACUCUGUUAUUAUCAUCCAUUUCACAGAUGAGUAAACUGAGGUCCAAGGGUGGUUAAGCACCUUGCCCAAGGUCACACAGGGAGUAAGUCACUGGCUAACUCUCCAACCCACAGUCCAUGUGUGUCCUUACUGAGGCAAGUGGACCUGGGAGAAGGUUCUGUAGGGGAACAUUAUUAGGGAACCAACCCAAGGGGGAAGGCGUGAAAGGAACUGUCAAACCAAACCUGGAGAAAUGAGGAUGUUAUUGUAUCAAUUGCUGCAUUUGCCCCCAUUGGUCCCGUUGAUUUCUAGCAAUGUUUGGGAAUGACUGGUCACCCUGGCCAUUUUAGAACUUCGGAAUGUCACACAUUUUUAGCAAGUAAAGUUGCAUAGAGGUGGUAGAGGGGCUGAAUGCAUGUUUUUAUACAGUUUGGGGCUCACAUUGGGCUCAGAGAAACUAAGCUAAUAUGCAACUUCACAAAAUAAACACAAUUAACAUUUUCCCAUAGGCGUGAGAGGAGUUCAUGAGACUGUUUGUAUUAAAGUGAUUUGUUAACUGUGAAAUUCUGCACAGACAACCACUUUGUUUUUUCACCACACAUCCAGGUCCUAGCAGCUCCUUGCUAUAAGAGCCUGCUUAGAGGGGAGUGGCCUGGCCUCGAACCAGUGACAGCUAAAUUCUUUCUGAAAUCUAUCCAUUCUGUGCCUGCUCUGAACGUGCUUCUCCCAUGGGCAUUUCUCCACUUCUUUGAUAAACUAUUAUUUCCUCAAAACAGUCUUUCAUUCCAUCCCAUUGUGUAAAAUAUGUAAUUAAAUUCUAUUCUUGCUGACCUUAGCUGUGUGACCCACCAGGGCACAGUCAGCUGAUGCCACUGGGCUCCCUUCAUCCAGUUUUAACCUGCGCCCUGAGUUUUCAUCCUUUAGACCUGGGAUCCUGUUUCCACACCACAGGGAGAAGAAUGAGAAAAGCAGGGACAUUUUCUAGGAAUCUGGUUGUAUAGUCACAUAUGAGACAAGUGGAAAAAUUGCUUAAGGCUUUAUUUUUGUUUUUAUAAAAAUACUUUCAUUGUGAAUAGGAGUGAGUUCUGUUUUUCUAUUUCCCUUUCUACC